Molecule: messenger RNA, 1041 nt
Organism: Aureobasidium subglaciale EXF-2481
Lineage: Eukaryota; Fungi; Ascomycota; Dothideomycetes; Dothideales; Saccotheciaceae
Exons: 4
Coding region: 1-1041 (346 amino acids)
Source: RefSeq, a predicted model, not a curated record
AUGACGAAGAAUCUGGUCCUUGACCCUUCUCACGCAGAGGCUCCUACUCGUGACCAUCAACAUUAUCCUAGCAGCCUGCCAGAGGCAAAGGAGACCAAACUUCAUCCUACUAAUGCUGGAGGAGAGAAUGCAAGUCUGUACUUUGUCGGCACUGCGACGACGAUCUUGGAGUGGGAAGGUGUUCGCAUCAUGACAGAUCCCAACUUCUUGCAUGCUGGAGAUCACGUCCAUCUCGGACCUGGUGUGACUGGCACAAGACAGACGAACCCAGCAUUAGGUCUACACGAACUGCCUCGCAUUGAUGCAGUUCUGCUGUCCCAUUACCAUGCGGACCACUUUGAUGAAAAGGUCGAAGCCUCGCUUCGUCGUUCUUUGCCCAUCAUCACUACUCCUCACGCCAAAGAUCAUCUGACCUCGAAAGGUGAAGAUGAGUCUUUCAGUCAGGUUUACGAUCUGGAUUUCUUCCAGAGCAUGUAUGUCGAUAUUCGCAAAUCUGGAACUACUCAUGAGGCAAGCAGUAAGAGGGUACCAGCCGUCAAGGUGACCGGUAUGCCUGGUAAACACGUACCUCAAGGAAUGUUGAGCAAGGCCAACGAUCUGCUCGGUGCUGUUCCUCCGACUAAUGGCUGGAUGCUAGAGUUGGGUUACAAGGAAGGCGAUGGCAGCUCCACUGACAGCUUCAAGAACGGAUAUCGUAUCUACAUCUCGGGUGACACACUCUUGGUUGACGAGCUUAAGGAAAUCCCAGAGCGCUACAAGGGUCAGAAUAUCGACUUGAUGUUGAUUCACCUUGGUGGCACCACGAUCCCAUCGCCCAAGCUGCCGCUACUGAUGGUCACCAUGGAUGCAAAGCAAGGCAUUGAGCUUGUCAGACUCAUCAACCCUGAUCUGACUAUCCCGAUACAUUACGAUGACUAUGAUGUCUUCCUGAGUCCUUUGGAUGACUUCAAAAAGGAGAUGGAGCGGGCAGGAUUGAGUCAAAAGGUUGUAUAUCUGGAUCGCAAGGACCAGUACAAGUUUGCUGUACAGCAGGGACGAUAG